AUAAAUUGUGAUUAAAAAAUUCGAUAUAAACGUAGAAGUGUUGUAAAUAUUGUAAGCGUGUGCUUGUUGAUUCGAAAAUUAAACAGCAGCCAAGUUAGCAACUUAAGUCUCUUUCCUUUCUUUACUUCCUGUUCGACGAAGACAAGUGCUAAGAAAAUGACAAAGAAACGCCGUAACGGAGGUCGUUGCAAACAUAACCGUGGCCACGUGAAGCCGGUGCGCUGUACUAACUGUGCACGUUGUGUUCCGAAGGACAAAGCCAUUAAGAAGUUUGUCAUUCGUAAUAUUGUUGAAGCAGCUGCUGUAAGAGACAUUUCUGAAGCUUCUAUCUGGGAAACAUACAUUUUGCCAAAGCUGUACGCCAAACUGCAUUACUGUGUGUCAUGUGCUAUCCAUUCGAAGGUUGUAAGGAAUCGUUCCAAGGAAGCUCGUCGUAUUCGCACACCACCAGUGCGAACUUUCCCUAAAGACAUGGCUCGUAACCAACCAAGAAAAUAGAGCAAAUAAAUAUUUUGGAAAGUAAUAUUACACAUA
This is a messenger RNA of Zeugodacus cucurbitae (melon fly), 534 nucleotides long. RefSeq names its product 40S ribosomal protein S26 (gene RpS26). Gene Ontology annotation, biological process: translation. NCBI's taxonomy places the organism in Eukaryota, Metazoa, Arthropoda, Insecta, Diptera, Tephritidae. Gene Ontology annotation, cellular component: ribosome; cytosolic small ribosomal subunit. The record is from RefSeq and is a predicted model, not a curated record. Bases 157 to 498 code for a protein of 113 amino acids. The transcript has 3 exons. Gene Ontology annotation, molecular function: mRNA binding; structural constituent of ribosome.